AAAACUAAGGAUAAUUCGUUUUCGCAACACAAUCUUUAGCUUCAGAGAAAGGUUUCAAUUUCAAUGGCAGUUUCUUCUCUAUCAGCAACAUUUGUUCCUUCUGUUUCUCAAACCAAUUCUUCAACUUUAUUAUCUUCUAAACCUAAGUUCCAAUGUUUAACCUUUCUCUCUAGUAACCCAAAAUCUCUUCGAUUAUCAACCGCUGUUCAUGCUGCUCCAGAAGUGCUGAAUUCUGAGGUAACAAAAGAUGUUGAGUCUGGUAACACUGAUUUUCAGGUUGAUGAUUUGGAGACUCCAAGCACUUCAUCAAUUACCAUCGGGGAUGAUGCAGACUUGCUGGCACCAAAGCAGAAAAUCAGAAUCAAGCUUAGAUCUUACUUCGUGCCCUUGAUAGAGGAUUCUUGCAAGCAGAUAUUGGAUGCAGCAAGAACUACCAAUGCAAAAACAAUGGGUCCUGUUCCUUUACCAACCAAGAAGCGAAUUCACUGUGUCCUUAAAUCUCCACAUGUACACAAAGAUGCUCGGUUCCAUUUCGAGGUCAGAACUCAUCAACGUGUCAUUGAUAUUCUCUAUCCUACAGCUCAAACAAUAGAUUCUCUUAUGCAACUCGAUCUUCCUGCUGGUGUCGAUGUCGAGGUCAAGCUCUGAAGAUAUUUGCUUCAGGUUUAUAAGCAUCUUGAAUAUGAGUCAACUUCAACUUGCUACUAAUAGCAAAAGAGUAGAUAAUUGCCAGAUAUCAUGUAUUUCACUCUCUGAAUCCAUUUCUUUGAACUUUGAACAAUUCAAACGAUACUUUUGUUUGCGUUCGCUUCCUGUCUUCAACUAAGUUUUUAGAAAGUUUAUUCUUGUUGUUGCAUAGAUAUUUGCAUAUCCUAUCCUAUUCAAUGUAAUGUAAGUCUUGUAGUAUGACACAGCACAAUUAUGUUAUUCUUCCAAAUUAUGCACAUGAAUUUAUUUCUACUGAGUUGAAAUGCUA
Molecule: messenger RNA, 976 nt
Organism: Trifolium pratense (red clover)
Lineage: Eukaryota; Viridiplantae; Streptophyta; Magnoliopsida; Fabales; Fabaceae
Product: cyanelle 30S ribosomal protein S10
Exons: 3
Coding region: 64-648 (194 amino acids)
Biological process (GO): translation
Cellular component (GO): mitochondrion; ribosome; small ribosomal subunit
Molecular function (GO): RNA binding; structural constituent of ribosome
Source: RefSeq, a predicted model, not a curated record